Molecule: messenger RNA, 1029 nt
Organism: Sinocyclocheilus rhinocerous
Lineage: Eukaryota; Metazoa; Chordata; Actinopteri; Cypriniformes; Cyprinidae
Exons: 3
Coding region: 1-1029 (342 amino acids)
Cellular component (GO): plasma membrane
Molecular function (GO): monoatomic cation channel activity
Source: RefSeq, a predicted model, not a curated record
AUGUCGUUACCAGAACAAUUUGCGAACAACCUGGAAAAUCAGCUCAGAAAAACUCCAGGAUUUGGCACGUUGCCAUUUACCGUUGUAUUAAUCGGACUGGAAUUGUUAAUGGAUCAGGGAUUUUCGUGCCCAUGUACCCCAGGCCUUAACGCAGUACUGAUCAGCUUCAUCUUUCUUGGACCUGCUCUUCUGGCUCUGACUGUGAUGAUGUUCAUGAGAAGGCCUUGCAGACGUAAAUCGCAGAAUGUCACAGAGCUUAUUUUAUUGAGUCUGAUUCUGCCUUUAUUGUGGAUGUUUCUGUUGCUGUUUGAGGGUGAAUAUGUUGCGUGUGGCAUGGCGCACUGGGAAGGAGAUUACGUCUUGGAUGAAGAGCUCCAGAUUAAAUGGUGCAAACCCACUGGAAUGAAUGACACUGGAGUGAACGGAACAGAACUGCUGGAACUGACCGAAAAAAUCACUUUCUACUCGAGGCUUUCAGCUUUAGCUCUACUGUCAGUCCUCUGCAUUUCCAUCAUGACUGCCGUCAUUUAUAGAGACUGUAAGAACAGAACUUUGGAGCAACUGGAUAAAUGGGAUGAACCAACACAACAAACAUCUCUCAGCAGCUCAGAAGCGGAAGUUACAGGUUAUUAUCUGGCUUCUGUUGUCUGCAUUGUAGCAAUUAUUUAUGUGACUAUUGACUACUGCAGAAUUAGAAAUUCUACAAUAAUUGGGGAGCAGCAAGACCCAGAGGAUCCUACAUGUGGGGGAAAACAAGACCCAACAAAUCCUACAACAAGUGAGGGACAGCAAGACCCAAAAGAUCCUUCAAGAUGUCUGAGAAAGCAAGACCCAACAAAACCUACAAAGAGUGGGGGACAGCAAGACCCAAAAGAUCCUACAACAAGUGGGGGACAGCAAGACCCAACAAAACCUGGUACAGUGAGUGAGGAACAUCUAGCAAGGGCACAACAGGAGCAAAGCAAUAACAGCUAUCACAUGACAGAUGCUGAAGACCCAACAGAGAAAGACCCUUUUAUAAAGCAGUAA